Molecule: messenger RNA, 2085 nt
Organism: Penicillium arizonense
Lineage: Eukaryota; Fungi; Ascomycota; Eurotiomycetes; Eurotiales; Aspergillaceae
Exons: 2
Coding region: 1-2085 (694 amino acids)
Source: RefSeq, a predicted model, not a curated record
AUGGCUCCCAGUGGUACAAGGGAGUAUAUCUCCUUGGAGGCUCUCAACAGAAACCCGGAAAACAACGACGAUGAGGCCGAAGAAGAACAGCCACAUUGCAAGCGAAGCAAUAUCUGGCAUAGAAUCGAUAUCACCAGUGUUCUGACUAUAUUCCUCGGGCUCCCGAUCCUUCUGCUGGCAGUGACACUCCUGGCUCUUUUUUGGCACGAAUCAAUGAAAGCUAUCGACGGGGCAGAGCCAGGAAUCUAUUGGGUGCGCAUCGUCAAUGCAGGCUGGGCGGCGCAACUGGUGACAGUUUGCACCACCUCCAUCCGAACGGUGGUGGAUUUCCAGGCUGGACUUGCCACGGCCAUGGUUGCGGGUAUCGCUUUGGAGACCACAGGCGUCCCUCUCCUACAGAGUUCAUUUUUCUCCAUGCUCCGGGCAUUCAAGGUCGCUCCCAGCAACAUUUGGACUGGGACAGACUUUCAACCUCAUAUGUCGCGCUACAUUUACGCGCUGGUGCUCAUCGAGGUCCUGGUGACAGCAGCAUCCCAGUUCCUGUCCACCAUCUUCCUAUCUGAUUUUACCAAUGGUACCUUCUCCCAGCGCAGCAAUUCCACCAAUGUUAGUGUCCUCUAUACCACGUAUAAUACUGGUGUUGCGUGGACGAGACCUCCUGCAGCCAGUUGGACAUUCGCUGAGCUGUCGGAAUCCUUUGACAACCGAUCGGGGUUCCAUGAUACCGGGCACACCUUUCGAGCAUUCCUUCCUUUUGAAGGAGAGGCGCAACGAACCAAACUACGUCGGCUUCGUGGUCCGACGACUGUCAUGGAUCAUCGGGUUGUCUGCGCCAGUCCUCCCUUGAUCAACCUGAACCUAAAUGCGACCUUGGGGGAUCUUGUGCACCUGUCCGGACAGAUUCCCACGAAGGACUUGGCCUAUCCACUUUUAAUCGACUCGGACCCUCGACCGUACAUCAACUUCACAUGCCAUUUACCUAUGCCAACAACCAAGGACAACAACACCAAAAGUACGGUAGGCGAGACCAGCUUGUGCUUCCCCAGCAGCCGCUUCAACUGGACGGUCCUCAACGAAGACCCUUUAAUCCAGCCCAACGGCUCUUCCUGGGCCUCGUCCUUAUUCAUGGUCCUCGACGUCGUUUUCCACCCCGCAAUACUUAGCACACUCGGCCACGCACCAGCCGUGCAGACGAUCCGAACCGACGGGCCCUGGGCGAUAGUCUCUAACGGAUCCGUUCACAUCGAAACGCUCCGCGUCUCCGCCUGCCUCACCAAUCUCGCCAUGCAAACCCUCAACGUCGGAAUGAACAGCAAAUCUGACAGCCUUGAGCCUAAGUUAACCUGGGACCACCACACCGGAAGCUAUAACACCGAACUUCCCCGCCUCCAACUAGGCGUAUCGUCCCCAAGUAACACGAACUCCACUAACCACCGGGGUAUCCUCACGCUAGACCCCCGAUCCCAAUGGGAAAUCUUCGAUCCCCCGGAUACACCAGGACUCAGUACCUUAGCACUCGGAGAUGCCCCAAACAGCUUCUUCAUGGACGUUCUCUCCAACUUCCCCGCCUUCUUCCCGUCCGACCUCAGUUACACCGUGGACCGUGGCGUGACCCUCUCCCGCAUUUCCCAGUCCGCCACCUACAACAACGCCCAUUCAACCCAUACAGAUCUGUUCCAGGAUACCCUGAUGACGACGGCUAGUCCGGCGUUGGCCCUCCAGGCCACUCUCACCCGCAUCUAUCAGAUGACAUACUACGAGCAAUUGGUCAGGUUGAGUAGUCCUGUCGCAGCCGAGACGGCGUUCUCGCUCACCGCAACCAUUCCGGUGCGGUGGACGGGCUUUAUGCUGGGGUUGGUACUCAUUGGGGUCCAUUCGGUCAUUAUGGUGGUCGUGAUCGUCCUGUUUGUGAGGUCGACCGAGAUCUCGUUUAUUGGGAGUUACUGGCAGACGGUGGCGCAAGUGGUCUCGAAGGAGACUCGGCCGAUUCUGAAGCAGGCGGAUCGGAUGGAUGAUGGAGCUGUGAUGAUGGAUGACUCCGAGCAGCCCCCCUCCCCAACAAGAAUUCAGGAGCGGAUGUCUUGA